This is a messenger RNA of Talaromyces amestolkiae, 1053 nucleotides long. RefSeq lists its product as uncharacterized. The record is from RefSeq and is a predicted model, not a curated record. The coding region runs from base 1 to 1053 and encodes 350 amino acids. NCBI's taxonomy places the organism in Eukaryota, Fungi, Ascomycota, Eurotiomycetes, Eurotiales, Trichocomaceae. The transcript has a single exon.
AUGGCACCAACCAAAGUACUCAUUACCGGCGUAACGGGUUACAUCGGUGGCUCAGUCCUCUCAUCCUUGCUAUCCUCCCCGAACAAAGCGACCAGAGACCUAGAAAUAUCCGUUCUCACACGCAACGACGACCGCGCGAAAUCGUUCGUGGAUGCCAGACUCAAAGUCUACACAAUCAAGGACCUCGAUGACGCUGCCGCUAUCAAAAUUGCAGCUUCGGAGAAUGACGUGGUCAUUCACACGGCAUCUGGAUACCAUACAGCAAGCGCAAAGGCAUUGAUUGAAGGGCUGGGAAUACGCCGAAAGCAGAAGCCGGAUGCAGAGCUUUAUUAUAUCCAUACAUCUGGCACCUCGGAUCUUGCUGAUCGUCCCAUUACCAAGACCUAUGCCGAAACUCGGACAUUCAGUGAUAAGGACUCGGAUAUUUACGAGUAUUUGAAGAAGAGGGAGAGUCUUGAGGCGUAUGCCCAGCGAACAACAGACCUUGUCGUUGUAGAAACGGGGAAGAAAGAGGGUGUGCCUACGACGAUUAUCAUGAGUCCCACUAUCUACGGGGUUGGAUCUGGGAAGUUCAAUCGUUUGACUAUACAAUAUCCACUGCAGAUGAAGGCGGCGGUUGCGGCAGGUCGACCGGAAUAUGUUGGUGACGGCGCCGGGGUUUGGGAUUAUGUGCAUAUACAAGAUCUCGUCCAGCUGUACGAACUUGUUCUACUGGACUGGGUCCAGGGGCGAAAAGCUGUCCCUACUGGUGAAAGAGGUAUCAUAUUCAGUGCUACCGGAUCAUUUACCUGGAAGGAAGUCGCAGAGGGUAUUGCCAAAGCAGGCGUUAAGCUUGGCCAGUUUGCGAACACAGAGACUAAAAGUAUUAGCCUUGAGGAAGCAGCCAAAAAUUGGGUUGGUGGUGACGAGCAACUGUGUGAAUUGGGGUUUGCGAGUAAUUCCAGAACGAGGGCAGAGGUUGGGAAGGAGAUAGGUUGGUUGCCAAAGAAGACACGGGCUGAUUGGGAGCAGUCGUUCUAUGAAGAGUUUGAGGAAAUUUUGAAAAAAGAUUAA